CUGCGUCCCACGCGGGUUGUCCCUCCCUCCUCCAUUGCUUCGCCCAAACGAUAGUCCCCUUAAAUAGACCGUGACCGCACCUUUAUCGUGGCUUCCGCGUCUCGUCUUCUCCGCCCCCAAUCUCUCAUCAACCCCUCCCUCUCUUCCCCAGUAUCCUUAGCCAUUGAAUCCCACGACGCGGUCAAAAUGGAGCCUCUCAACGUCUUGAUGAUCGGUACUGGAGAGUACACCACCGGCUUUGUCGGUGGUGGUGCCUCUGGCUCGGAUAAGAAGGUCGGCGUCGUCGGUCUCAGUCUCUUCGACCUGAGGAGAAGAGGCAAGGUCAGCCGGCUGGGCAUGGUCGGCGUCAACGGCACCAAGUUUCCCGCCAUCAGGGAACAUCUCGACAAGAACAUCACCCAGUUCUACAACGGCCUGGACACCUCCUUCGACUCAUUCCCCGCCAACGACAAGGUCGACCCCGAGUCCUACAAGACGGCCAUCGACGCGCUGAAGCCCGGCGACGCCAUUACCAUCUUCACCCCCGACACCACCCACUACCCCAUCGCCCUCUACGCCAUCGAGCGCGGCAUUCACGUCCUGCUGACCAAGCCCGCCGUCAAGGAGCUCGACCACCACCAGGCCCUCAUCGAAGCCGCCGAGAAGAAGGGCGUCUACGUCUUCGUCGAGCACCACAAGCGCUUCGAUCCCGCCUACUCAGACGCCCGCUUCAAGGCCCAGAAGCUCGGCGACUUCAACUACUUUUACAGCUACAUGUCCCAGCCCAAGUCCCAGCUCGAGACCUUCAAGGCCUGGGCCGGCAAGGACUCGGACAUCUCCUACUACCUCAACAGCCACCACGUCGACAUCUGCGACUCCAUGGUCACCCAGCUCGGCUUCGUGCCCGUCAAGGUCACGGCCUCGGCCUCCAAGGGCAUCGCUACCGAUCUCGGCUGCGACCCCGCCACAGAGGACACCAUCACCGUCCUCGUCGACUGGGUCAAAACGGGCGACCCCAGCAAGAGGGCCACCGGUGUCUACACCGCCAGCUGGACUGCGCCGCAGCGCGCCGGCGUCCACUCGAACCAGUACUUCCACUACCUCGCCGCCAACGGCGAGAUCCGCGUCGACCAGGCCAAGCGUGGCUACGACGUCGCCGAAGACGCCGCCGGCCAACUCAUGUGGUACAACCCCUUCUACAUGCGCUACGCCCCCGACGAGGACGGCAACUUCAACGGCCAGACCGGCUAUGGCUACAUCUCCCUCGAGAAGUUCGUCGACGGCUGCCGGCAGGUCAACGCCGGCCAGCUCAAACCCAAGGACCUUGAUGCCAAGGGCCUGCCCACCCUCAAGAACACCAUCGCUACCACCGCCAUCCUCCACGCCGGCAGGAAGAGCAUCGACGAGAACCGCGACGUCAAGAUCGAAAUCAACGACGGCGUCUGGAAGCUGGUGUAAGGGCUAACGGGGGGCGAGAGAGGGAGGCUUGCGUAUGACGACGACCUGUAGGCAUGCAUAGGGACUAUAUACCAUCUACUUUUGGCGUUGAAUGAAACUGGUCAUGGCACACGAUGCGCCACCAUGAUAUCCGUGACUGCUGCUUCGCG
This is a messenger RNA of Colletotrichum navitas, 1586 nucleotides long. RefSeq names its product oxidoreductase family protein. The transcript is spliced from 3 exons. The coding region runs from base 187 to 1437 and encodes 416 amino acids. Lineage: Eukaryota; Fungi; Ascomycota; Sordariomycetes; Glomerellales; Glomerellaceae. The record is from RefSeq and is a predicted model, not a curated record. Gene Ontology annotation, cellular component: cytoplasm. Gene Ontology annotation, molecular function: oxidoreductase activity; nucleotide binding. Gene Ontology annotation, biological process: NADPH regeneration.